AUGGAUGACGAUUUAACAGAGAUUGAAAAAACUAAAGCAUACAUUUUAAACUUAUGUUCCGCUAUUGGCGGUUUAGAAGAAGUCAAACAAGAAGAUGGUUCCAUCACUCAAAUUUAUUGUGUUGGUGAUGAAGCACUUGCUUGUUUAAGAGAUUUAAAGAAAGCCAUUCGUCUAGAUAGUCAAAAUAAUGAAAAAAUCGUAUUAAAUGCACUUGUCGAAUAUAACGUAAUUGAAACGGAUAUUGUACCUUUGAUCUUGUCCUUUCGACAUCAACGUAAUGAUGUAGCUCAUCGAUUUAUUCUUGCUUGUGUUGAACUGCUGGUACCGAUGACAUGGCCUAUUGAAAAAAGGCAAGCUCUCGAGGAACAAGAAGAAGAAGAGAACCCAAAUAUAAUGCAUUGUUAUCGAAAAUAUAAAUUAGAUUUAUUAACAGAAGGUGUAUUUGAGACUAUAUUAACUAUGAUUAUGAAAUCUGUUCGUAUACCACAUAGAGAUCGAUCUGUUGUUGAUCAUACAACUAUUCGUCUCGCCCUUUACUUAUUUCGUAAUUUAACUGCUAUUCCUGAUCUUAAUACUUCUUUAUCAGGAGCUACAUCAGAACAAAUACGUAUGGCUCAUAUGCAAGAAAAACUAAUGAUCCGUUACUACGAAGCAGAUGUCAUUGAGUUCUUAUUAACAAUUGCAUCAAAUAGUGAGCGACAAGAGGGAACAUCCGAAUGGAAUGUGCUUGUCCUAGAAUCUUUAUUUAACCUCUUAAAACAUGUGGAUACAAAGGAUGUAUUUCUUUAUCAAUUUUCGGAAAGAGAGAAAAGAGGUGAACUGUAUGAGAUCUCUGCCAAAUUGUCAAAUUUAUUAACAGAAGAAACAAAGCUUAAAAGGCAAAAAAUAAAUCAUGUAUCUUCAAGACAUAAUCGAUUUGGUGGUACUUAUGUACUUGACUGGGACGGAAAAAGACGAAUUUCUCAUCGACAAGAAGCUGGCUAUGCAGAUGCGGCAACAUUGAUCGAAGGUGAAAAAAAGAUAAAUCGAAUAGGUGUCAAACGUAAAUUAGAGGAGAAUAUAACGAAAAGAAAAGUAUAUGAAAAUCGAAAAGCCCUUAUGUAUUUGAAAUUAACAGCACAAUCGUUUAUUGUCUCUUGUUUUAAUGCUUUUUAUGAUUCAUUAUUAAAGGAUAUGCAGCGUGAAGAUGCUAAAAUUGUUGAUCAGGAUUAUGUUCGUUACUAUUUUACUAUGCGUUGGUUCCUUGAAUAUUUCCAUUAUGAACAACGAAACAAUAAUAAACAAAAGGCUCAAAAUCAACUUAUUUUACCAAACCAGAAUGAGUCGUCAUCUUAUUUUAGCGAUCAAGUGUUCGAUUUUGCAUUAAUAGCGAGUGCUAUCAAUUUACGUACAGUUUUAUUUUGUUUGCGUCAGAUGCGUAUUAAAUUGGAUGAAAAAGCGUGGUUGGAUGUCCAGACUGCGGCCGAUUGUUUGCGUUAUAUGCUAGUGAUUAUUGGUAGUAUGUCAGUUGUUGAGGAUGAAGAUAGCCAAGAAUAUCGUGAAAUUGCUGAACAUAUUCAACAAAAUUUAUUUUAUGAGCAGACAUCAUUUGAGUUGUUUGUGGAUAUUAUAAAGUGCUACAAGUCACAAUCGUAUGGAUACUUGAAAGCAGUCAUCAUGUUGACACAUGUCUUUUUAAAACUGUUGGAUCACUAUCAAAAGAGUAAAAAGAUGAUGUUUAUACGUAAAAGGACCAAUAAGAAAGCAAAGAAAAAGAUGAUAGACAAUAAUAUAAAGGAUGAUGAUGAUGAAGAAGAAGAAGAAGCCAGUAUUAAAGAAGAUGAAAAAGAAUACAAAGACUCUGUUUUCAAAUUCUCCGCAUUUGAACAAAAAUACAUUAAUUGGGAUGUGGUUAUUGCCUAUUGUACACUUUUAGAAUGUUACCAGGACUUGGAACCUGAGUAUUUGACGUGUAUUACAACCAUGUUUCACCGUAUGAUGGUUAAACGAAAAGCAGAAUAUUUGUUUUGGAAGUUACCUGUGCUGGAAUUAUUUAAUCGCAUUUUAAUAGACUUUAAAAAUAUACCAAGUACACAAAAAACUAGAGAAAUGGGACAAUUGGAAGAAUUUAUUCGUUAUGCCGUAUAUCAAUUCUUUAAAGGUGCAAAAGAAUAUCCACUCUUAUUUGUAGAAGCACUUGUGCCUAGUAUUAAAUCAAAUCGAACAAUGUGGGAAAUAUCACCACCACCAACUGAAGAAGAAUUAAGAAGAGAUGAAGAAGAAGCAAAAUAUUUAGCUGAUGUAAAUUAUAUUCCAACUAAUGAUAAUAAUGAGGAUGAACAACACCAAUCCAGUAAUAAUGAUGAAGAAGAAGAUCUUUUAGAUGAAGAUAUGAUGGAUUAUUACUUUUCUGAGUUUGAUAAACAAAAGGAAAGAGAAGAAGAAGCAGCAAAGACUACUUCUGGUCAAUCUGAUAAAAGUGAUAAUCAUGAUGAGAUUGUUCCUAAUCAAUCAGAUAGCAUCAUUGAUAAUCAUCGUGACACGCCUAAGGUUGAUUUAAGAACAUCAUCAACAUCUCUAAGCAAAGUAUCUGCUAAUGCUUCAAGUAACGGUGUAAAUUGGGAUACUUUCUUUGAUUAAAAUAAUAAAGAUGGAUUCUAGUUCUUAAAUUAGUGAUAUUAUCUAAAAGUAAAUUACACAUGGUUUUUCACAUGUAGAACAGUAAAGAAUUUCUUUGGAAUUGAAACUCAAGAAUAGCUGAUAAAUUGUAAUAAAUAUUUUGUAUUACUGUGUUUUACUUUUUU
Molecule: messenger RNA, 2783 nt
Organism: Cokeromyces recurvatus
Lineage: Eukaryota; Fungi; Mucoromycota; Mucoromycetes; Mucorales; Mucoraceae
Product: timeless protein-domain-containing protein
Exons: 8
Coding region: 1-2619 (872 amino acids)
Biological process (GO): replication fork arrest; DNA repair; DNA replication checkpoint signaling
Cellular component (GO): replication fork protection complex
Molecular function (GO): DNA binding
Source: RefSeq, a predicted model, not a curated record